Molecule: messenger RNA, 1452 nt
Organism: Papilio machaon (common yellow swallowtail)
Lineage: Eukaryota; Metazoa; Arthropoda; Insecta; Lepidoptera; Papilionidae
Product: 2-aminoethanethiol dioxygenase
Exons: 1
Coding region: 1-870 (289 amino acids)
Cellular component (GO): mitochondrion
Molecular function (GO): oxidoreductase activity, acting on single donors with incorporation of molecular oxygen, incorporation of two atoms of oxygen
Source: RefSeq, a predicted model, not a curated record
AUGACGUUUGCUGACAGUUGUGCUUUGUUAUCGUGCAGAAUAUUUUCCACUUAUUUAAGAAGAACAAAAUUUUCGUGUAUUAGUGCAGUCAGAUUUCAUAUGGAUAUAAGAGAUGAAGCGAAGUCCGCAAUGGAAAUCGUUAACGUUCCUCCGAUUGUAUCAACAUACCGGCAGGCAUUGCAUACCUUCGAUGACAAGUACAAAAACGAUCUUAAUACAAACUUACUUAAGUUAAAAUCUAUGAUGAAUAAUUUAAAAGCGGAAGAUUUGGGAUACGAUAAUACUCUUAGUGACCCGGGGACUUGGCGGAGACCGAACAAGGCGCCAUGUACGUACGUGGAAGUGUUUCAAAAUAGUCUUGUGAAUAUGAGCAUAUUUGUCUUGAAGCCGGGAUUUAAAAUGCCAAUGCAUGACCAUCCACAUAUGCAUGGACUACUGAAAGUGAUAGCGGGUGCUGUACGCAUAAGGAGUUUUACGGAAUUCCCGCUCAAAGAGGCCGUUAAUGAAAUAGAUUUCGCAAUUCGUGCCAAACACGAAGCGGCCCGUAUCGCGCACGGAAUUCACAGACGGAGAAGAUUAUUUGCUACAAUAUCACAAGACUCAAUAUGUGCAGCGAAUAGUGAAACUUGUGUUCUAACACCAACAAUAUCAAACUAUCAUGAAAUUGAAGCAUUGGAAAUGCCAGCUGCAUUUUUUGAUAUACUUUCCCCACCUUACGAUACCUUGAUAGAAGACAUUGGGCCUAGAAGAUGUAGAUAUUAUUACGUAGCAAAUGAAAUAAGCAACAAUUUAGUUGAAUUACAAGAAACAAAAGUGCCAGAUUGUUUUUAUUGUGAUCAAGUUCCAUACUUAGGUCCAUAUCUUGGGUAAGAUAUAAAUGUAUUUACAAACUCAUGUUAAUAUAAUAUGUAAAAGUUAACAUUACACAGUUUUAUGUUACCAUGGUAUCUUUCAAGUUCAAAGACACAUUGAAUAUACCUACUUAUUGUUAUUGUGUGCUCUUGUGGUUAUUAGUAUAUAAUUAGUUACCAUAUGAGGAUACCCUAUAAACGAGAGUAAGGAUUAGAGAAUCCAUUGUCCUUACAGACAACCUCCAUAAGCGAGAAACUUGAGUUAGAGAGAAACCUUUAUAAGUGAAAAAAUAUUGCGGUCACUUGAAUUCACCUUUAUCCAGGAUCAACUGUAUAUAUUUAAAAAUCAAAAUUAAUAAAUUAAUAGACACUUCAAUCACUAAACAAAGGUCACCAAGUUUUAUUUUUCAACAAUAUCUUUCUAAAGCAUCAAUCAAUUAUGAGUCAAAAGCAAAACUAGGUAAUGUCCACUUUUACCUAAUUUAAAAUUAAUGUGUUACAAAACAAAAGUAUUUAUAUAACUGAAUUGCUGUAGAAUAAUGGUUAAGGGUACAUAAUACUUAUGAUCAUGGGUUAGAAUCCAUUUUCAUGAACCUUACAA